Aspergillus alliaceus is the source of this 1491-nucleotide messenger RNA. RefSeq lists its product as uncharacterized. Gene Ontology annotation, molecular function: protein binding. Bases 1 to 1491 code for a protein of 496 amino acids. NCBI's taxonomy places the organism in Eukaryota, Fungi, Ascomycota, Eurotiomycetes, Eurotiales, Aspergillaceae. The record is from RefSeq and is a predicted model, not a curated record. The transcript has 2 exons.
AUGGAUGCAAAUAGGUCGAUAUCGCAACAGGAUGGGCCAUUCUCCAAGCUUCCCAAAGACUGUCUGGUGGAUAUUUUAGACCAGCUCUCUCUGAACGACAGCUUAGCGGUGUCCAGCACAUGCAAAGACCUUAGCGCAUCUUCUAAAUCAUUUAUUUAUCGCGAGAUCUCUCUAGAUUGGACCACUCGGCCUCUGCGACGCCUUCUGCAGUUGCUCCGACUUAUCUUUAAGAGCCCUGAGGUCGCGUCCUAUAUUCAGCAUGUUAGCUUACUAUCCCUCGACCCUGAACCAUGGCGAGAUACCCAGCCAGAGAUGGAUUGGGAAGCAGAAUCAAAGUCUUUUCAAGAUGUGAUUGACCAGUCGAUUGAGAUUGUGCGCAAUGCUCAGUUUCCCAACCCCGACAGCUGGUAUCUCCCCAUCCACGGCGGAAAUAUUUACUGUUUUGCUGCUAUUUUUCUCUCUCAGCUCCCUAAUUUAAGGUCGCUUCGUCUGGAUUAUUCGUUGGUAUGGUGGGAUGGAUUCACGGGAGUUAUGCUUAAACAGGCCCUUCUCUCCCCUAAUGGGGUACUUUCAACAUUCCAGUAUCUCGAGACUGUGGAUUAUGGGGCGAAUGUGCCGAUUGCCGAAAAUGAGGAUAUGUAUAGUAACGAAUACCCCGACAGUUAUCCUCCGUACAAUCCCGACCAGUUUAUGGCUUGGUUCUGCUUACCGUCUUUGCGUCAUCUAAGUAUAUGGCUUCGAGAUAUUGCAGAGCUGCAGGAGACCAAGCCAGAUCUGGAUCUAAAUAAACUAGAGACCUUAGUGCUCGCUCGCACUACUGUUUCUGAAAGGGAUGUAAAUUUUCUUCUUUCCCGAACAGCAAACCUGAAGAAUCUACAUCUUGGAAUGGCUUAUAAAUAUGGAACCGAGCUGGUGCUAAACGACCCCUCGACGCUAGCGCAAGCCCUGGUAUCUGUGAGCCAGACUGUGGAGCAACUUUCCUUAGGGGUAGAAUAUUAUCCUUCAAACCGGGGGGAUCGUUAUUGGUAUGAGGCCGACGAUCACAUCCGCGAACCAUUCCUUAAUAUUCUGAAUACCUUUCCAAAUCUGCAAUCAGCCGAGAUGCCGCUCUGCGUUCUUAUGGGCUGGUAUGUCGAAGACGCGACGGAACUCGGACUGUUGUUGCCCAAGUCGCUCCGCGAGCUAGUACUACGAGACGAUAUGAGGAGCUUAUAUGACUUUGAUUGGGAGGAGGAUGAUACGAUCGACCUGCUAUAUCGCUUCCUACCAGAUGUGCGCACCUAUACCCCUGCUCUGGAAGUGAUAAAGCUGCGCCUAUGGGACCAGAAUCACACCGGGUAUUAUGAUGAGCAGGAGGAGGAGUUGCGCCAUGGAUGCGAAAAAGUGGGCCUGAAGCUGGAAGUGAUUGUGGAUGAUCUGGGAUCUGGUUUGUGGAGCAAAGAUGUUGAACCAGAUACGGAAGAGCUCAACCCAGUCGGGUCUAUGGAUUGA